AGGACGAGCGCAACCGUGCUGCUGUCAAGUUGCAGGCCGCCUGGCGCGGCAAAGCUGCGAGGGAAGAGGUGGCGUACAAGCAGAGGCUGCGGAAAGGUGCGCAGCGGAUGUCGGCCAUUGAGGGUAUGGACGACCUGCUUGCGGGGCUGCUGGACGAUGACGCUGAGGAAGAGGCUUGGGAGGAGGCAGAGGAAGAGGCGCAGGAGGAAGCAGAGGAAGAGGUAGAGGAAGAGCAAGACGAUGCUGAAGCAGUGUCAGAGCAAGUGCCGCCUUUGGCCGAGGGUCGCUCCAACGAGGCCCAGCAACCAGACACGGCCGCUGUCAAGCUUGCUCCCACCGAGGCUGCGCCCGCUGAGGCUGCGCCUGCGCCCGCUGAGGCUGUGCCUGUUGAGGCUGCGCAUGUUGAGGCUGCGCCUGCUGAGGCUGCGCCUGCUGAGGCUUGGCCAGAGGAAGAGGCUUGGCCAGAAGAAGAGGCUUGGCCGGAGGAAGGGGAGCAAGAAGCUGAAGGGAAGAAGAAGCGCCGGCGGAGGAAAAAGCCCAAGGAGGAGGAGGCUGCACAGGAGAGAGCGGAAACAGGGGAAGCGAAGCAACUGCUAGAAGGGGACAGCGGCCAGAAUGCGAAGACAGAGGGACCAAAAGCUGAGGCGCCUGCAGAAAAAGAGAAGCCUGCAGAGAAGCGGCCUAGCCAGCAAAGCCAGAAGGCUCAGGAGGUUGAAGGCCAAAAGGCGGAGGCACCUCCAGAGAAGCCUGCAGAGAAGCGGCCUAGCCAGCAAAGCCAGAAGGCUCAGGAGGUUGAAGGCCAAAAGGCGGAGGCACCUGCAGAGAAGCGGCCUAGCCAGCAAAGCCAGAAGGCUCAGGAGGUUGAAGGCCAAAAGGCGGAGGCACCUCCAGAGAAGCCUACAGAGAAGCGGCCUAGCCAGCAAAGCCAAAAGGCUCAGGAGGUUGAAGGCCACAAGGCGGAGGCGCCUACAGAGAAACGGCCAAGCCAACAAAGCCAGAAGAUCGAGAAGGCUCAGGAGGUUGAAGGCCAAAAAGCAGAGGCGCCUGAACAGAAGAGGGCUAGCCAGCAAAGUCAGAAGGCAGAGCAAAAGACAAAGGCCAAGGAGGAUGAGCCUCAGCCAGCACCUCCCUCAACUUCUUCUUCGCCUAGAAAGUCUGCCUCUGGUGCUCGUAGCUCGGUGAAAGACGAGGCAGAGAGCCCAGGAAGUGAGGCGAGUGAGGCGGAGAUUUUUGAGUGCAAGGCGGGGGACGACGUCAAGGAGCUGGGCAUUGUGCCGGGCGCCUUUGCGCCAGACCCUGUGGAGGUGGCGGUGACGCCGGGCUCGUGGGCUGCCAAGAUGGGGGUGGCGGACGGAGACCUGCUGGUCAAGAUCAACGGCCAAAACGUGGAGGCGAUGGACAAAAAGGAGAUGAAGCGGGCCAUGCGCGAGCGGCCGUUGCUGCUCACCUUCCAGCGCUUGGCCUUUGAAACCCCCGAGGAGUCUGAAGAGGAGGUGGCGGCCUUUGAGGUGGUGGCGCCGGCCGAUGUCAUGGACCUGGGCCUCUUCCCGGCCGCCUUCCCGCCGGAGGCCAUGGUCAUCGAGCGGGUCAUCGCUGGCGGCUGGGCCUCCAAGCAGGGCAUCCAAGUGGGAGACGAGCUUACGGAGAUCGGGGACCGCCCGGUGCAGGA
Messenger RNA from Effrenium voratum, 1669 nucleotides. The record is from the annotation of a GenBank genome assembly. Lineage: Eukaryota; Dinophyceae; Suessiales; Symbiodiniaceae.